Messenger RNA from Rangifer tarandus platyrhynchus (Svalbard reindeer), 4569 nucleotides. The record is from the annotation of a GenBank genome assembly. NCBI's taxonomy places the organism in Eukaryota, Metazoa, Chordata, Mammalia, Artiodactyla, Cervidae.
AUGAAGGCUGUUCGUAACCUGCUGAUUUAUAUAUUUUCCACCUAUCUCCUGGUUAUGUUUGGAUUUAAUGCUGCCCAAGACUUCUGGUGUUCAACUUUGGUGAAGGGAGUCAUUUAUGGAUCGUAUUCUGUAAGUGAAAUGUUUCCCAAAAACUUUACAAACUGCACUUGGACGCUGGAAAAUCCAGAUCCAACCAAAUAUAGCAUUUACCUGAAAUUUUCCAAAAAAGACCUUAGCUGCUCUAACUUUUCCCUCCUGGCUUAUCAGUUUGAUCAUUUUUCCCAUGAAAAAAUCAAGGAUCUUUUACGAAAGAAUCAUUCUAUAAUGCAACUCUGCGAAUCCAAGAAUGCUUUCGUUUUUCUACAGUAUGACAAAAAUUUUAUUCAAAUACGUCGGGUCUUUCCAACCGAUUUCCCAGGAUUACAGAAAAAAGGAGAAGAAGAUCAGAAAUCUUUUUUUGAGUUUUUGGUGUUGAACAAGGUGAGCCCGAGCCAGUUUGGUUGCCAUGUGUUGUGCACUUGGUUGGAGAGCUGCUUAAAGUCGGAAAAUGGGAGAACGGAGUCCUGCGGAAUCAUGUAUACAAAGUGUGCCUGCCCUCAGCACUUGGGAGAGUGGGGGCUCGACGACCAGUCGCUGGUGUUGUUAAAUAACGUGGUGUUACCCCUGAACGAGCAGACCGAGGGCUGCCUGACCCAAGAGCUGCAAACCACCCAGGUCUGCAAUCUUACCAGGGAGGCCAAGCGACCGCCCAAAGAAGAAUUUGGAAUGAUGGGAGAUCAUACAAUUAAAAGUCAGCGACCUCGAUCUGUUCAUGAAAAAAGGGUUCCUCAGGAACAAGCUGAUGCUGCUAAAUUUAUGGCACAAACUGGUGAAUCUGGCGUGGAAGAGUGGUCCCAGUGGAGCACAUGCUCAGUUACUUGUGGUCAGGGGUCGCAGGUGCGAACCAGAACUUGUGUAUCACCUUACGGGACACACUGCAGCGGCCCAUUAAGAGAAUCAAGGGUUUGCAAUAACACUGCCCUCUGUCCAGUCCAUGGAGUCUGGGAAGAGUGGUCUCCGUGGAGUCUGUGCUCAUUCACCUGUGGUCGGGGCCAGAGAACCAGAACACGCUCGUGCACCCCACCCCAGUAUGGGGGGAGGCCGUGCGAAGGGCCGGAGACGCAUCAUAAGCCUUGUAAUAUCGCCCUCUGCCCAGUCGACGGACAGUGGCAGGAGUGGAGCUCCUGGAGCCAGUGCUCCGUGACCUGCUCGAAUGGGACCCAGCAGAGGAGCCGACUGUGCACUGCUGCCGCACAUGGGGGCUCGGAGUGCAGGGGGCCCUGGGCAGAGAGCAGAGAGUGUUACAACCCGGAGUGCACAGCCAAUGGGCAGUGGAAUCCAUGGGGUCAUUGGAGUGGCUGCUCCAGGUCCUGUGAUGGAGGCUGGGAGAGAAGGAUGCGGACCUGCCAGGGCGUAGCCGUGACCGGGCAGCCCUGUGAAGGGACAGGGGAGGAAGUGCGGAGAUGCAGUGAGCAGCGCUGUCCUGCACCCUAUGAAAUAUGCCCAGAGGAUUAUCUGAUGUCGAUGGUGUGGAAGAGGACUCCAGCAGGCGACUUGGCCUUCAAUCAGUGCCCGAUGAAUGCCACAGGCACCGCUAGCAGACGCUGCUCGCUCAGUCUUCACGGAGUGGCCUUCUGGGAACAGCCGAGCUUUGCAAGAUGCAUAUCAAAUGAGUACAGACACUUGCAGCAUUCAAUCAAAGAACACCUUGCAAAGGGUCAGAGAAUGCUGGCAGGUGAUGGGAUGUCCCAGGUCACCAAGAUGCUGCUGGAUUUAACUCAGAGGAAAAACUUCUAUGCAGGCGAUCUUCUGAUGUCGGUGGAAAUCCUCAGGAAUGUUACAGACACCUUUAAAAGGGCAAGUUACAUCCCUGCCUCUGAUGGCGUCCAGAACUUCUUUCAAAUAAUUAGCAACCUUCUCGAUGAAGACAACAAGGAAAAAUGGGAAGAUGCACAGCAGAUUUAUCCAGGGUCGAUAGAGUUAAUGCAGGUGAUUGAAGAUUUUAUACACAUUGUUGGAAUGGGGAUGAUGGACUUUCAGAAUUCAUACUUAAUGACUGGAAAUGUAGUGGCUAGCAUUCAGAAGCUUCCUGCAGCCUCUGUUCUGACAGACAUCAACUUCCCAAUGAAAGGACGGAAGGGAAUGGUUGACUGGGCAAGAAACUCAGAAGACAGGGUGGUCAUUCCAAAAAGCAUCUUCACUCCUGUGUCAUCAAAAGAAUUAGAUGAAUCAUCGGUCUUUGUUCUUGGAGCAGUCCUGUACAAAAACUUAGAUCUAAUUUUGCCCACUCUGAGAAAUUAUACUGUCAUCAAUUCCAAAAUCAUCGUGGUCACCAUAAGGCCUGAACCCAAAACAACUGAUUCAUUCCUGGAGAUAGAGCUAGCUCAUUUGGCUAAUGGCACUUUGAAUCCGUAUUGUGUGUUAUGGGAUGACUCAAAAACGAACGAUUCUUUGGGAACGUGGUCCACCCAGGGAUGUAAAACUGUGCUUACCGAUGCAUCCCAUACGAAAUGCUUAUGUGAUCGUCUCUCUACCUUCGCCAUUUUGGCUCAGCAACCUAGAGAAAUAAUCAUGGAAUCCUCCAAUACACCUUCAGUUACCCUAAUCGUGGGCAGUGGCCUUUCCUGCUUGGCGUUGGUCACCCUAGCAGUGGUCUAUGCCGCGUUAUGGAGGUACAUACGCUCUGAGAGGUCCAUAAUUCUAAUUAACUUCUGCCUGUCUAUCAUCUCAUCCAACAUCCUCAUACUGGUUGGACAGACUCAGACACAUAAUAAGAGCAUCUGUACAACCACCACAGCAUUUUUGCACUUUUUCUUCCUGGCUUCAUUCUGUUGGGUUUUGACUGAAGCGUGGCAAUCAUAUAUGGCUGUAACUGGAAAAAUUAGAACACGGCUUAUAAGGAAACGCUUUUUGUGCCUUGGAUGGGGUUUGCCGGCGUUAGUGGUGGCCACGUCCGUAGGCUUCACCAGGACAAAAGGAUAUGGCACUGAUCACUACUGCUGGCUCUCUCUUGAAGGAGGUCUGCUCUACGCCUUUGUGGGACCUGCAGCUGCUGUUGUCCUGGUCAACAUGGUGAUUGGCAUUUUGGUAUUUAAUAAACUUGUUUCAAGAGAUGGGAUCCUAGAUAAAAAGCUCAAACACAGAGCCGGUCAGAUGAGUGAGCCUCAUAGCGGUUUGACGCUCAAAUGUGCCAAGUGUGGAGUAGUUUCAACAACAGCUUUAUCAGCCACCACCGCCAGUAAUGCCAUGGCGUCUCUCUGGAGCUCCUGUGUGGUGUUGCCCCUUCUGGCUCUGACGUGGAUGUCUGCAGUUCUGGCCAUGACAGACAAGCGCUCCAUCCUGUUUCAAAUACUUUUUGCCGUGUUUGAUUCAUUACAAGGCUUUGUGAUAGUCAUGGUCCACUGCAUUCUUCGAAGAGAGGUUCAGGACGCAUUUCGAUGUCGACUGAGAAACUGUCAGGACCCGAUCAAUGCUGAUUCUUCCAGUUCGUUUCCCAAUGGGCACGCGCAGAUCAUGACAGACUUUGAAAAGGAUGUAGACAUUGCUUGUCGAUCAGUUCUUCAUAAGGAUAUUGGUCCCUGCAGAGCAGCAACAAUAACAGGCACCCUCUCCAGGAUUUCUCUGAAUGAUGAUGAAGAAGAAAAAGGAACAAACACUGAAGCGCUUAGCUAUUCAACCUUGCCUGGAAACGUCAUUUCCAAAGUCAUUAUUCAGCAGCCCACAGGUCUACACAUGCCCAUGGGUAUGAAUGAGCUGGGCAACCAAUGUUUGAAAAAAGAGAACAGUGAAUUGCGGAGAACUGUGUACUUAUGUACAGAUGAUAAUUUGAGAGGGGCGGAUAUGGACAUAGUCCAUCCUCAAGAGAGAAUGAUGGAGAGUGACUAUAUUGUGAUGCCUAGAAGUUCUGUAAAUACCCAGCCAUCAAUGAAAGAAGAAAGCAAAAUGAAUAUUGGCAUGGAAACCCUGCCCCAUGAAAGGCUACUGCACUACAAAGUGAAUCCUGAAUUCAACAUGAAUCCUCCUGUCAUGGACCAGUUCAAUAUGAACUUAGAGCAACAUCUCGCACCCCAGGAACAUAUGCAGAAUUUGCCCUUUGAGCCUCGCACAGCUGUGAAGAACUUCAUGGCCUCUGAGUUGGAUGAAAAUGCAGGAUUAUCAAGAAGUGAAACUGGAUCAACGAUAUCGAUGAGUUCUUUAGAAAGAAGAAAAUCACGAUAUUCAGACCUUGACUUUGAGAAGGUUAUGCAUACAAGGAAGAGGCACAUGGAACUGUUUCAGGAACUCAAUCAGAAAUUUCAAACUUUGGACAGAUUUCGGGAUAUACCAAAUACAAGCAGUCUGGAAAACGCAGCACCAAACAAGAAUCCAUGGGACACUUUCAAAAACCCCAGUGAAUACCAACAUUACACCACAAUCAAUGUCUUAGACACAGAGGCAAAAGAUGCUUUGGAACUGAGACCAGCUGAGUGGGAGAAAUGUCUGAGUUUGCCUCUGGACGUGCAGGAGGGGGACUUUCAAACAGAAGUUUAA